AUGGAUGCUCAAUAUGAGCGCCGUUUGCUUCUAUCUAUAAAUGGGCAAAAUUCCCUCUCAUCUUAUACAAGUCCUAUUCAAUCGCCGAUUAAAGCAAGUGACCGAUACAUUCCUCUUCGAUCUUCACUCUCUGCAUCAAAUCUUCAUUAUCAGCUAAGUACUUCACCUAUUCCCUCUUCGCCGCGUAAAUCGUACUGUUCAUCGACAACGACAUCACCGAAUAAGAAAUGCAAACUCGAACCAAAUGAAAUAGGCCUUAAUGCUGGCAUUACUGGCAGUGAACCCGAUCUGGCUGUUUACGAGCAAUUACUACAAAAUACUCUGUUGGAUGCGAAUAUUGAUACAGUGUUAAAGAUUUCCGAUGUACAAAAUACUAAUUCCGAUGGUGUUAAAACAGUAACAACGCCGAAGAAAUCUUCAACAAGUAAAGAAAACUGUUCGAUAUUUCGAUAUUCUGAACGUCGAGAGAAUAUCUCUUCCAAAUCAAAUUCAAUUACGAAAGAACAUUUUAAUCGAUCACCAAUCUCAAAUGCAUCGAUUCACUUACUUUACUCACCCAAAAAGACUAUUCGACGCAUUCCUGAUAUUCCCUACAAAGUCUUAGAUGCACCAGAUUUACAAGAUGAUUUUUAUUUAAACUUAAUUGAUUGGUCACCUUCAAAUAUUCUCAGUGUUGCUCUGGGUCCAUGCGUUUAUUUACACAACGCUCAAACAAAUAGUGUACAACUGUUGUGCGAUCUGACACAUACACCUCUACCACUGCCAAAUAAUAAUAAUCAAGUAAAUAUUAUUGGUUCUGAUUUAGUUACAUCGGUGCAUUGGUCAGAUUGGUCAAAUAUAAUUGCAGUGGGUACUCAACGUGGUCAUGUACAUAUCUAUGAUAUAACAACUCGAAAACGAGUACAAUCGAUUUGUAAACAUACAAAUCGUGUAGGUGUAUUAGCUUGGAAUGAAUGGUCAUUAUGUUCUGGUUCACGUGAUCGAACUAUUCUAGAACACGAUAUUCGUCAACAACCCAUUGUACAUACAUUUCAUGGUCAUAAGCAAGAAGUUUGCGGGUUGAAAUGGUCACCAGAAAAGUCCAUACUCGCAAGCGGUGGCAAUGACAAUCAGUUAUUACUUUGGUCAAAAACUCAAUCAUCACAACCGUUGCAUGUCUUCAAUGAUCAUAUAGCGGCUGUGAAAGCCAUAGCUUGGUCGCCACAUCAACAAGGACUGUUAGCUUCAGGAGGUGGUGCAGCUGAUCGGCAUAUACGUUUUCGUUCGUCCUUAACGUGUCAAACAAUAAGUGCUUAUGAUACAGGUUCUCAAGUAUGUCAAUUGAUGUGGUCAAGAAAUUCUCCUGAUGAACUCGUUUCAACACAUGGUGUAACACAAAAUCACAUUGCUCUUUGGAAAUAUCCAGCUAUGCAACCAUUAGCGAAACUGCUUGGUCAUCAGCAACGUGUUCUUUAUUUAGCCAUGAGUCCCGAUGGUGAAUCGAUCGUCACUGGAGCAGGCGACGAAACUCUUCGAUUUUGGAAUGUAUUUCCUAAAGCAAAAUCUAUACGAAAUCCAGAUUCACAACUCAAUGGACUCUAUCGAAUGCGAUAG
Adineta ricciae is the source of this 1593-nucleotide messenger RNA. NCBI's taxonomy places the organism in Eukaryota, Metazoa, Rotifera, Eurotatoria, Adinetida, Adinetidae. The record is from the annotation of a GenBank genome assembly.